GUUUCCCCACCCUAAAACCCUAGCGCUCACCUCACAUAUAAAUUCAACGUAUUUAGCAAUUGAAGCUUCCUCUGCCAUUCGCUACCCACCGGUGAUCCACUUCCAGGCUCAGCAGCGACUAUCGUCGUCUUAUCUACUCCUUUUGACAUGUCGAAGAAGAAGACAAGAGAACCAAAGGAAGAGAAUGUCACCCUUGGGCCUGCUGUAAGAGAAGGGGAGCAUGUUUUUGGGGUUGCUCAUAUCUUUGCUUCUUUUAAUGAUACAUUCAUUCAUGUCACUGAUUUGUCUGGGAGAGAAACCCUGGUUCGCAUUACAGGUGGGAUGAAAGUUAAAGCUGACAGGGAUGAAUCUUCACCCUAUGCUGCUAUGCUUGCAGCACAGGAUGUUUCUCAGAGAUGCAAGGAACUUGGCAUUACUGCUCUUCAUAUCAAGCUCCGUGCUACAGGAGGUAACAAAACCAAGACACCUGGGCCAGGUGCCCAAUCUGCCUUAAGGGCACUUGCUCGUUCUGGAAUGAAAAUUGGUCGCAUUGAGGAUGUGACACCAAUUCCAACUGACAGCACCCGUAGAAAGGGUGGUAGAAGAGGAAGAAGGCUGUGAAGUGUGUUACACAUGGAAUUGAAUUCCUGUUUGGUGGUGGUGCUUUUAUUAAUUGGUCUUGUUUAGUAGUACUCGUUAGGUCAGCUGGGGCACAAGGUCUUUCAAGUGGUGAAAUUUUUUUUUUUUGUGUAGUGUUUGUGUUGGUGGUUUCGUUGUUCUCGAAUUGAUAUUUAAACCUUGUAGAAACAUGGGGAUAUGAAUUUUGUUGGUGAGGUAAUGUUUUGAAGUCACAUCAUUAUAAAUUUAAUUAUCAAUUAUGAAUUUUCUUGAUGUUUUUA
This is a messenger RNA of Manihot esculenta (cassava), 878 nucleotides long. Its product is annotated as 40S ribosomal protein S14-3. Gene Ontology annotation, biological process: ribosomal small subunit assembly; maturation of SSU-rRNA from tricistronic rRNA transcript (SSU-rRNA, 5.8S rRNA, LSU-rRNA); translation. The transcript has 6 exons. Bases 148 to 600 code for a protein of 150 amino acids. Gene Ontology annotation, cellular component: ribosome; cytosolic small ribosomal subunit. The record is from RefSeq and is a predicted model, not a curated record. Gene Ontology annotation, molecular function: small ribosomal subunit rRNA binding; structural constituent of ribosome; mRNA 5'-UTR binding. NCBI's taxonomy places the organism in Eukaryota, Viridiplantae, Streptophyta, Magnoliopsida, Malpighiales, Euphorbiaceae.